Poecile atricapillus (Black-capped chickadee) is the source of this 3090-nucleotide messenger RNA. RefSeq names its product PDZ domain-containing RING finger protein 4-like. The record is from RefSeq and is a predicted model, not a curated record. The transcript is spliced from 10 exons. Gene Ontology annotation, molecular function: protein binding. NCBI's taxonomy places the organism in Eukaryota, Metazoa, Chordata, Aves, Passeriformes, Paridae. The coding region runs from base 1 to 3090 and encodes 1029 amino acids.
AUGGGCUUCGACCCUUCGCGGUUCGCGGGGCCGGUGGCGGCGGAGCUGCAGUGCGGGCUGUGCGGGCGGGUGCUGGAGGAGCCGCUGUCCACUCCGUGCGGGCACGUCUUUUGCGCCGGCUGCCUGCUGCCCUGGGCGGCGCGGCGCCGCCGCUGCCCGCUGCGCUGCCGGCCGCUGGCGGCCGCCGAGCUGCGCCCCGUCCUGCCCCUCCGCAGCCUCGUCCAGAAGCUGGAGGUCAAGUGCGACUACAGCCCGCGGGGCUGCGGCCGCACCGUGCGGCUGCGGGAGCUGCCCGAGCACCUGGCGGCGUGCCGCUUCGGGCCGGCCGGCCCCGCCGAGCCGCAGCCCCGGGCCGGGCUCCCCUCGGGCAGCUCGGCGGGGCAGCCACGGGCCGGCGGCGGGCAGCGCUGCCUGCGGGCGCUGCGGGGCGGCGGCGGCGGCCCGGAGCCGGGUCACGAGCUGAAGAGGGAGGCCCAGCGCUGGAGCAGGAGGGAGAAGUCGCUGCUGGCGCAGCUGUCGGCGCUGCAGAGCGAGGUGCAGCUGACGGCGCGGCGGUACCAGGCGAAGUUCGGCCAGUACAUGAGCCACAUCAGCAGCAUCGCCCGGGACCUGGCGGGCAGCCAAGCCGGCAAGGGAGGAGAACGCAAACCAUUAAUGAUCAUGCUACACCGAGAAAAUGAUACUUUGGGAUUCAAUAUUAUAGGAGGACGACCCAAUCAGAAGAAUCAAGAGGAGUCUGCUGAGGGAAUUUAUGUGUCAAAGAUUUUGGAAAAUGGACCUGCAGACAAAGCAGAAGGCCUGCAAAUUCAUGACAAGAUUAUUGAGGUCAAUGGGAAGGACCUCUCCAAGGCCACUCAUGAAGAAGCAGUGGAAGCUUUCCGCAAUGCCAAGGAGCCCAUUGUAGUUCAGGUUUUACGACGAGCCCCAGCUGCCAAAGCUCACAGCAGCUCUCAGGAUGUUCGGUUUAUGGAUGCCAGCACUCAGACUGACAUCACCUUUGAGCAUAUUAUGGCUCUGGCCAAGCUAAGGCCUUCCACACCACCAGUUCCUGAUAUCUGCCCUUUUCUACUUUCGGAUAGCUGCCAUUCUCUUCACCCGGUGGAGCAUGAAUUUUAUGAAGGUAAUGAGUAUCUUUCCAGCCUGCCUGCUGAUGCAGAUAGAGCAGAGGACUUUGAGUAUGAGGAGGUGGAGCUGUGCCGCAUUGGCAGCCAGGAGAAGCUGGGGCUGACUGUCUGUUACAGAACUGAUGAUGAGGAGGACACGGGGAUCUAUGUCAGUGAGGUUGAUCCAAACAGCAUUGCUGCCAGAGAUGGACGGAUCCGUGAAGGAGACCGCAUUCUGCAAAUAAAUGGCCAAGAUGUCCAGAACAGGGAAGAGGCAGUGGCGUUGCUCUCCAGCGAAGAAUGCCGGAAAAUUGUGUUGCUGGUGGCGAGGCCAGAGAUGCAGCUGGAGGAAGGGUGGCUGGAUGAUGAAAGGAACGAAUUCUUAGAGGAGCUAAACUUGGAAAUGUUGGAAGAGCAACAUAAUGAAGCGAUGCAGUACACAGCCAAUGAGGUGGAGCAGCCAAAGAAACAUGAAGAGGAAGAUGGCACUACAGAUACUGCAACCUCAUCAUCCAACAAUCAUGAGAAGGACAGUGGGGUGGGACCUACAGAUGAAAGUCUUCGAAAUGAUGAGAGCUCAGAGCAAGAAAAUGCAACCGAGGAGCAGAACAGUGCUACCCUGCAGAGCAAACGGAAUUUGGGCCACAGCCAGGAUACAUUAGGCAGUGUUGAGCUCCAGUGCAAUGAAAGCUUUGUGUCUGGGGAAUACAUUGAAUCUGAUUUCAUAAGGAACCCAGAGGAGGAAUGUGAAAGGUUUCGGCAGCUGUUGGAACUGAAGUGCAAGAUUCGGAACCAUGGGGAGUAUGAUCUUUAUUACUCAAGCAGCAUGAUAGAAUGCAACAGAAGAGAGCAAGAUGGAGUGGAGCACGAGCUGCAGCUACUUAACGAGGAACUGAGGAACAUUGAACUCGAAUGUCAGAAUAUUAUGCAAGCUCACCGGCUCCAAAAGGUGAGAGAUCAGUACGGAGACAUUUGGGCUUUACAUGAUGAAAGUUUCAGGAAUUAUAACACCAGCACAGACUUACAAAGAGGCAAACUGGAUGAUAUCAUGGAGCACCCUGAGAAGUCUGACAAGGACAGCUCCAGUGCCUACAACACUGCUGAAAGCUGCAGGAGCACUCCACUGACGGUGGAGCGAUCCCCUGAUAACUCUCUCCAGAGGGUGAUCAGCAUAACCAACAGGAAAAACCUGAGGACCACCAUUGUUGCUAAUCAGUCAUCCUCAGGACAGAGCAACAGGGAGACAACCUCAGCCAAAACCAAACCCACUGAGCAAAACAGUGCUGCUGAGAACGCAGUGCUGGCAUCAGAUAGCAGCAAAUUCACAGAUCAGGAAAGGCAAGGCAGCGAGCACAUUCCCUAUUUGUCUCCAUAUCACAGCUCUUCUUACAGGUACGGGAACAUACCUGCUCACGCAAAGCACUAUCAAAGCUAUAUGCAGCUGAUCCAGCAGAAGUCUGCUGUGGAGUACGCCCAAAGCCAGCUCAGCCUGGUGAGCAUGUGCAAAGACUCACAGAAGUGUGCGGAGCCCAAGAUGGAAUGGAAAGUGAAAAUAAGGAGUGAUGGGACGAGGUACAUCACAAAGAGACCGGUUAGAGACAGAAUCCUGAAGGAACGUGCCUUAAAAAUUAAAGAGGAACGCAGUGGGAUGACGACAGAUGAUGAUACCAUGAGUGAGAUGAAGAUGGGUCGCUACUGGAGCAAAGAAGAGCGGAAGCAGCAUUUGGUGCGAGCUAAGGAGCAGAGGAGGCGGCGGGAGUUCAUGAUGAGGAGCAGGCUGGAGUGUCUUAAGGAAAGUCCACAGAGUGGCAGCGAGGGCAAAAAAGAAAUCAACAUUAUUGAACUGAGUCACAAAAAGAUGAUGAAAAAGAGAAACAAGAAAAUCUUGGACAACUGGAUGACAAUACAAGAACUGAUGACACAUGGUGCUAAAUCCCCAGAUGGCACAAGAGUGCACAAUGCCUUUUUAUCAGUUACUACUGUAUGA